Molecule: messenger RNA, 433 nt
Organism: Trichoderma harzianum CBS 226.95
Lineage: Eukaryota; Fungi; Ascomycota; Sordariomycetes; Hypocreales; Hypocreaceae
Exons: 2
Coding region: 101-319 (72 amino acids)
Source: RefSeq, a predicted model, not a curated record
ACGGGUAUAGGUACAUGUAGGGCUCCAGCAUGGUAGGCACAAGUACAUUGAAGCCGCUACUGUCCAACAGCAUCUCGUCAUUGAUGCCACAAGCAGCGAUAUGCCUGCUUUUGCUAGAAACUCAUCUCAAACGACGCUGCUCCUUGCGAUGCACCCAUUAUCAUGCGCCUCAGAGCUUAUCAACCUCCUCUAUGGCACCAACCCCGACUUGAGGAAAUACUACCAAUCGAAUCUAAGCAAAACCCGGUACCCUCCUGUGUCUAUCUAUAGAGCGCCUUGGGGGCACUCAAAUUACACAAGGGCAUACGAGUAUCUAUAAAAAACCGAGGCGUACAGUUAUUCAUUAGCAUGUUUAAUUGGACACCUGAUAUCAUGACUUAAUUUCAAGACAACACGCCACUCCAUCUCAGGCCGCUCUUUUCAGACUGGCUGG